This is a messenger RNA of Pelodiscus sinensis (Chinese soft-shelled turtle), 948 nucleotides long. Lineage: Eukaryota; Metazoa; Chordata; Testudines; Trionychidae. The record is from RefSeq and is a predicted model, not a curated record.
UCAUCUGUUACCGACAAUCACAGCGUUUUUAUACCUGAAACCUUCAUCCUGACCGGCUUCCCCGGUACGGAGGAGUCUCGAGUCUGGCUCGCCGUCCCCUUCUGUCUGAUGUACAUUGUGGCGCUUCUGGGGAACUCUCUGCUCCUGUUCAUCAUAGCGACAGAACGAAGCCUCCAUGAGCCCAUGUACCUUUUCCUCUCCAUGCUGGCUGCUGCUGAUCUGCUGUUGUCAACAAGUACAGUGCCCAAGAUGCUGGCCUUGUUCUGGUUCGGUGCAGGGGAAAUUUCUUUUGCUGCCUGCCUCACCCAGAUGUUCUUCAUCUAUAUCAGUAUUACCUCCGAGUCGGGCAUCCUGCUGGCCAUGGCGUUUGAUCGGUACAUUGCCAUCUGCAACCCCCUGAGAUACACCCCCCUGCUCACCAAGCCUGUGAUCGGGAAGAUCGGGCUGGCGGUUCUCACAAGGAGUGUCGGCGUCUUUUUUCCUUACAUCUUUCUCCUGAAACGGCUGAAGUUCUGCAGAUCCAACCUCCUGCCUCACACCUACUGCCAGGAAUGGGCCAUGGCUCGGCUGGCCUGCAAUGACAUUACACCCAACUUCUGGUAUGGCAUCGCCACGGCUUCUUUAGCAUUUGGCUUAGAUGCUUUGCUCAUCGCUCUGUCUUAUGUGCUGAUCCUCGGGGCCGUCUUCCAUCUCCCAUCCAAGGGCACCCGGCUCAAAGCUCUGCGCACCUGCGGCUCCCACGUCUGUGUCAUCCUGAUGUUCUACACCUCAUCUUUCUUGUCCUAUUUCACAAAGCAAUAUGGGAACAUCAUCCCCGGUUACAUCCUCAACCUCCUGGCCAACAGCCACGUGCUCCUCCCCCCCAUGCUAAACCCCAUCAUUUAUGGGGUGACAACAAAAGAGAUCCUGAGACGGGUGAUCAGAUGGUUUUACUGGCACAAGAGCUAA